CUAUAUAAACUUCUCUUACUUUGAUCAACUCACAAGCACUCUCUUAGCUUUCCUUUCCUGUUCAUACUUGUUUCUUCAAUUUCAUUUCUUUUAUUACUUUUCCUCUUUGCAUUCCAAAUGGCCACUGUUGAGGUUGCACAACAAACACCAACAACUGUGACAGAAAAUGAAGCAACCGAGGUAACCAAGAUUGAGGAAACUACCCCAGAACAACCAGCUACCCAGGUUACUACCACCGAAGAACCAAAGGAAGAAACCACCAAAGAAGCAAAAGAGGAAGAAGAAGCCCCAGUUGAGACUAAUGAGGCAACAGAAGUGACAGAGGAAGUGAAGCCUGAGGUAGAAGAGAACCCAGCACCUGAGAGAACAGAAGAAGAAGAAGUGAAAGAGGAAACUAAAGAAACCGAAUCAGCACCAGUGGAGGAACAGAAGCAAGAGGAGAACAAACCAGCUGAAACCGUUGAGGAAACCAAAACAGAACAAGUUUCUGUUGAGAAGACUGAAGCUUAAGCCCAUGGAUACGGUAUUAUUGAAGUAGAUGAAGUUUCUUGCAUUUUUAUUUUAUUUAUUAUUAAUGUUAUUAUUGUAAUGGUAA
This is a messenger RNA of Glycine soja, 595 nucleotides long. Its product is annotated as major latex allergen Hev b 5-like. The record is from RefSeq and is a predicted model, not a curated record. Bases 118 to 510 code for a protein of 130 amino acids. The transcript is spliced from 2 exons. NCBI's taxonomy places the organism in Eukaryota, Viridiplantae, Streptophyta, Magnoliopsida, Fabales, Fabaceae.